AUGAUUCCAGAAAAGAGAAAUGAAGAUGCCAGAGAGGAAAAUAACCCCAGUGUUUCAGAGAAGAAGUUAAAGAAAAAGAAAAAGAAGAUGAACAAAGAAAAAAUAAAGGGGAAUGAGGUGGAAUCUCCAAAAAAGAAGGAGAAAGUAAACUCAGAUAAGGAACCAAUAGAAACAGAAAAGGAACCAAUAGAAAAGAGCCUUGUGGAAUGGGGUAUUGAUGAAUACAGGUCAUUUUUAAACUCCCUGGAGACUGCCAUAGAGGGACCAUCAUUGCAGCACAACCGAAUUCCAGAUACUGUGUGGGCAGAGCUGGACAAACAAUCACCUGAAAUGUGCCGAGCAGCUUGGACAAAAAUUUGCCAAGUGGCAAAGAGCCACAUGACCGUCCAACAAAUGCUGAACGUUGUCCGAGAUUUACUGGAGACAAAUAAAAAGGUCACCAAGCUACUGAUUGGAAACAAAGAUCCUAAUUUUCCAAAUGCCCCUUUGUUUCAUCGAACCAACAGUUAUAAUCUGUAUACCAAGAAAAGACUAGAGGAAGAUUCAAAGCCAAGUUUUAAAGAAAUUGCAGAAGGGUGGAAGACCCUUUCCGACAAGGAGAAGCAAAAAUACGCUGCAGAAGCGGAGAAGCUUAACAAGGAAGCACAGGAAAAACUGGACAAUUUUCUUGCAUCAUUACCUCCGGAGAAAAAGCAGAAGUUUCUGUCUUCCCAGAGUUCCAGCCAUAAGUCUGUUAAGUCUGAGUUUGCUGAUGCCCCAAAGAUACAAAAACAGCCAGCCAAUAGCUAUAAUAUCUACACCAAGAGAAGAAGGGAAAGAGACCCCAAAAUAAGCUUUAAGGAGAUUGCGGAAAACUGGAAACUUUUGUCGGACAAAGAACGUCAGAAAUAUGCAGAUGAAGCAAAGAAGAUCAAUGAGCAAAUGAGAAAGGAGGUUGAAGAAUACGAGCGAAGUCUUAGCCCCGCGAGGAGGGAGAGGUUUAAACAGUAUGAGAAGAAAAUCAAAAGAAAAAAUGAAACACCGAAGCCCAAGGCACCCCCGAAGCUGAAGCAGAGAGACUUAAAGAAGGCUGAGAUACAGUACAUGAAGGAGGAGAGAGGGGAAGUAGUUGAAGAAAAUCCAGACCUAGAGGAAGAAGAGGUUCUGUCCAGGCUGUCUGAGGCAUUCCGUAACUUAGAUUACGAAGAACAGUCAGAGUACCUUAGGAAAUAUGAAGCCCAGGCCAGUGAGCAGAGAAGAAUAACGGAGUUUUACACCAAGCACUUUGAUUCUCCUCACCCACCAAAGGGAAAGAAGUCUCAUUCCUCAACAAAAGCACAGAAGUCAGACUUGUCUGAGAGUGACUCGUCACCUAAACCAAGGACCAAGUCCGAUGUUAAAAGCUCACCCAAGGUGGCUGUAAGAAAGGAAGACAGCUCUAGUUCUGAGGAAUCUUCUGAUGAUUCUUCAGAUGAUGAAGCCAACACUACAGUAUCAAGAUUGUCAUCCCCCAGAAAGGUCACACCUGGUGUUAAGGGAAAGAAUUCUCAUUCCACAACAAAAGCACAGAAGUCAGACUUGUCUAAGAGUGACUCGUCACCUAAACCAAGGACCAAGUCCGAUGUUAAAAGCUCACCCAAGGUGGCUGUAAGAAAGGAAGACAGCUCUAGUUCUGAGGAAUCUUCUGAUGAUUCUUCAGAUGAUGAAGCCAACACUACAGUAUCAAGAUUGUCAUCCCCCAGAAAGGUCACACCUGGUGUUAAGCGGAAUCAGAGGAAAUCGGAGAGUAGCAGUUCUGAGUCGGAGUCUUCAGAUGAUGACAAAGAAAAGAAGAAAAGGGAGAUGUCACCAGUAGUCCCUGUAAUUGUCAGUAGUACACAACAGCCCAGUAGCAGCCCCAGGAAGAGGAAACGUUCUCCUUCAUUUUCUUCUUCUUCUUCCUCGUCUUCUUCAUCGAGUGAUGACGAGGAUAAAGGAAAUAAAAAAGUUGUCAAGACAAGUCCUAAGAAGAUGGUUUCACCCCAAAAGAAAGUGCGUUCUUCCUCAGUCUCGGAUGAUGAAACUGACGAUACUUCUGACAGUGAGAAGGCCAAAAAAGAUAAAAGGGGCUCCAUAAAGCCAACAUCUCCUCAGAAGACAAACAUAGCAAGCAGUCUUAAGGCCUUCAAAAAGAAGAGGGCUAAGUAAAACAGACUCCCAAACCUUAUAAAAUCAGGGACAAACUUAUGUCAGGGAUGGGUGUCAGAGAGUAGGAAUAUGUAUACCUGUGGAAACAUCAAGCAACAGACUGUUUCGAAAGUUUUACUAGAAUAAUAGACAGUGUAAAAAGGUUUAGAUUGGUAGAAGCUGGUCGCUAAUUGUUUACAAUGACAAUUUAGAGGAGCCUGAGAACUGACAGACCAAUAAACAAAUAAACUGAAGUAUUUGUGUCACCAAUUAAAUGACAUUGAGGCAGCUGAAACCAAAAACUGGAGCACUGCUAGUUUAAUCAAGAUUCACUAAGGAAAAACUAUAUUUCUCGUUGGAAAGAGAAUUUAAGACUUGUAUAAAAGAUGUAUGUAUCUCUAACAUAUAUAUAUUUUAUCAUUGAAAGUAGACUUUUCAUUGGUUUUACAUAUUUUAUAUAAACACUGUAGUUUGCCAAAGGAAACUGGUGUUUCCUAUGCAUUUAUUUUAAAUUUUAAGUUUUAUUCUCGGCAAAAAUCAAAAUAGUUAAA
This is a messenger RNA of Saccostrea echinata, 2696 nucleotides long. RefSeq names its product nucleolar protein dao-5-like. Lineage: Eukaryota; Metazoa; Mollusca; Bivalvia; Ostreida; Ostreidae. Bases 1 to 2166 code for a protein of 721 amino acids. The record is from RefSeq and is a predicted model, not a curated record. The transcript has 22 exons.